Messenger RNA from Calypte anna (Anna's hummingbird), 3827 nucleotides. It is a transcript of the gene MPLKIP, whose product is annotated as M-phase specific PLK1 interacting protein. The record is from RefSeq and is a predicted model, not a curated record. The coding region runs from base 86 to 649 and encodes 187 amino acids. The transcript has 2 exons. Lineage: Eukaryota; Metazoa; Chordata; Aves; Apodiformes; Trochilidae. Gene Ontology annotation, cellular component: nucleus; midbody; centrosome.
CGAGGUCGCCGUGCCGCGGUGUGUGCCGGAGGAGGCGGUUGCGCAGGUUUUAUUCCUCUCCGCCAUCGCCUCGCCGGCCCCGACCAUGUACCGGCAGAGCUUCCGCUCCCCGACGCCUCCGUACGCGGGCGGCGGUUUCCGGAGCCCUCAGCCCGGCGGAGGCCCCAUGCCCCCCUCCCCACGGGGUUACGGGAGCCCCCACCAUACGUCGCCCUACGGCCACCGGCCUGGGCCUUACGGCAGCGGCCACUCUCCCCGAGGCCAGGGUUUCCAUGGCGGCGGUGGGCGGUUCGGGACUCCGUCGCCGGGGGGCCAGACCCCGCGCAGGCCGCAGAGCGUCAGCCCCCGGUACCCUGCUCCCUACAGCGGCACAUCCCCGGCCGGAGCUCCCCCGCACCCGCAGCAGCACAAGCGCUCGUCCGGGGGCUUCCCGAGGCACUACCAGGGAUCACCCAGGACAUCUACUCCAUUUGGUACAGCGCAUGGCAGAGAGAAAAGAGUGUCUAAUGAUGUGGAAAGCUAUUACAGACCUUCAAUGAUUGAGGACCCUUGGGCUGGCCUAGAGCCAGUUUCUGUUACAGACAUAAACCAAGAAUACAGCAGUGAGCAAACAACAUAUACUGGUAAAAAAGGGAGGUAUUUCAGCUAACACUUUUAAAGGUCAAACAACUCCAUCUUGUCAGGAAAACUUUGGGGCAAAACCUUUACAUUUAUACAAGAUGAACAAUAACCAGGACCUUAGGGAAUGCUUUUAUUUGUUCACACAUCCACCUUUUUAUCCCACCUUUUUUGGUAUUUUUUUUUUAAAUUGCAGUGGAUAUUUUUAUGAAUGGGAGGGAAAAGGAGUGGUAGGAAAACUUACAUUUCUGGCUACAUGGAAGUGCCUACCAGCUUUGAAGAACAAAGUGUUCUUUAAUCACCAGCGACUGAUUUGUGACUGUUAAAACAGGUUUCCAUAUAUUUAACUCUUCCAUGCCAGAUUGUUAGCCUUUUAUUGUAAACUCCUUCAGGAAAUGGUAUUUUUUUAUGUUUCACCAUUUUUAGAAUGAAGUAACUUGGAAAUAAAAAUUUUGUAAAUCCUUGCUUUGUAAUGUAUUGAGAUUAUCUUAGGCCUUUCGUUAAGGUAUACACAUUAACACAAAUAGUAAAAAAAAAUAGUGAAAUUAGGUGACUUCUGUAAAUGUGUUUGUAUGUUGUAGUUAAUAUCUGAUUUUGUGCAUAAUAUUUUUUGUUAAUUGUAGUGUAACAUGAAGUUGAAACAUGAUUUUUAGCCAUCUGAGUAAACAAAUGUAUUGUCUUUGGAAAGUUUUAAUUGUUGACCCAGUUUUUGAGUUAUAAACAUCAUUCUGUAAUCAUUUGCUUUUGUAUUUUAAAAAGAAUCUUAUUUGGAACAAAAUUAGAUAUUUCUGUAUUAUUGCAACAAGUCUGUUUUGUGGCAGUUUAAGCCUAAGAAGCACAUAAAACACCAAGAUAAAAUAAACCCAAAUAUACUUCCUGUAUCCACCUGUUAGAAUAGAAUAGAACAAAUCAAUGUUGAUUAUACAGCUGACAUAGUACAUGUAUAGCAUCUCUUUUUAGCUGCAUAAGAAUUUUCCAUUUUUUACUGUUUUUUAUUUUUACCUAUGGCAGACAUCUUUCCUUAGAGAAGUCUAUGUGUGCAUGCAUGCUCUAUUUUUAUACCAAGGAAGAAAACGGUGAGGGUUUUUUUCAAGCUCAUCCAUAUGUGGAGAAUUUAUUCUUAAAUCCAGUAGUGAAUACUGUAAUCUAGAAAAAAUAGUUCUAGCUGCAGGCAUGCUCUUAAAAUGUCAUGUUAACUCUGCAGUAGAUAGCUAAAUUUUUGCUGACCCUACCACUAUUUGUUGGUUGAUCUUGGCAUCUAAGCAGUAGGUAAUGGGUGAAAACUUAGUUAAAAUAAUUAAAAGCAUUAGUUGAGUUUUCAAAAUCUGUAUAUUAUUUUAAGCUUCUUAGAUAAUUCACAGAAGACUGAUUUUUUGUAGUCCUGAAACAUGGUUAGGCAGAAAAGCACAGGGAAUCAUGUCAGUCUGUUCUUAGUAACUUGUCUUGUGCUGAGGUAGAAUAGUCCUCAAUAUUUCCUUGUUUCAGCAAAAAAUGUCUUGGCACUGCCUUCAGGAACAACUCCAGCUGGAAGCGGGUUAACACAUUUAAAUGUGCUGGCUUAGUCUCUUACACUUUGACCCAAACAUUGUGUCUUCCACCAGUUGAUGGUUUUAGUAUUAUAUCCAAAAAAGCUGCUCAGAAAACUCAGAACAAAAUGCCUGCUUAAUUUCACAAAUGGUUAAAUCUUCAUCACGGAAUCAAAACUAUGCCUCGAGUGUCAGGUGUUGGUAUUAUCUGUGAUGUGUACCAGUAAAACUGAAAUUACUUGACUGAGAUAGUCUUCAGAAUUAAAUAAAUUCAUCAAUGCCAUUGUGAAAAGUGCAACAUAAAAUUUGAUUUUCUUUUUAACCUUGUCAGAUGCUGCAAAGCUCACAAAAAAAAUUCCAGGGGGCUUAAUAGAGUCAUCUUUUGUCCCUGUUUCCUUUGUGAUUCCAUGCAGUUAACACUUUGCAAUGUUUGAUGGCCUUGGGAAACAGAUGCAGUGUUAUUUAAGAGACUACAAUUGUGAUGUGUUCCUAGUUAGAUGUGAAACUGGGCUGUUAGAGACUGUUAGAGAGGGAACUGUUUAUAUAUACAGUGGCCAAUAUCAUCUGCCCUUGCACAUUGCAAAGAUGCAGUUUUCUACUUUGACUUCGCAGCUGACCUAGGGAGCAAAGCCUCCUCUGGUGCUUACUUGUUAACUCCUGGAACCAGGUGUCAGACAUCAACGAAGGUAAAUGCUCCAGAAAGACAACUGAGGAGACAAUCUCGAAGCAUUGUUUAAUCAGUAGAGGAUUUCCACAAUGCCAUCUGUUAAGCUGCUGCUCCAAUGCACUUCAGGAUAUGACCCAACACUUUUAUGUAUAUAAUACUGCUAAAGACUCCAGUUAUUUGGUCAAGAAUCACCAAGGAAUUAAAAUGUAGGUUCAAUAGACUUGCUAACAUUAUACAUCACCAAAAACUUAAAAAUUAUUCAUCUUUCUGGCUUCUAGGAGAAAUUCUGCAAUUACAGUAAAAUCUUGAAAUGUUAUUGUUGAAUACCUGUAAAAUAUAUGAGCACAUGUUCAGAACUAUAAAUACAAUGUACUUGCAGCCAAUUUAAGCUUUGCCUUUUUAAUAUGAUACCCAGGAAGCUUAAGCAAUUACUUCCUCAAUGAUUUUUCUCUUUUUUCUCAUGUGGCAAACAUUCUUUUUCCCCAUGUUUCUAGUGUAGCUAGGAUAUAUCACUUCCUCAUUUGUUAAUGAAGCCAAUUGUAGUAACAGUCUAGCUCUGGAAAUAGCAUUUAGUGAUAAAAAGUACAGCACAAAUGCAUCCUUUCUUCAUGAAUGGAUGAAACAUAAUAGUGCCUGUGUCUUGUUAACAAAGGGGUUCUUCUUUGGUGAACACACUAAGAAUAUGGGGAUCUUUCUUCCUUCAACAGACUUGUUAGACUUGAAGGUAAGUAACUUAGCUCUUUUUCCAGAAGUUAGGAUUCAUGUACAUCUCUUCCCUUACGUUUUGUUUGUAUUGGGUUUGUGCAGCAAAUCCCUCUGACUUUUCAUUCAGUUGUUGUGAAAGAGUUGUAUAACUCAUGAUUAAUUAUCUUCUAGCAAAAACUUAUUUAAUUUGUUGUUUGCCACUGUGUUUUAACAGCAAACUGCAUUGCCACUACCUUGUGCUAAUAUCACAGUAAGAUAACUUGAAUCAACCAAGUAUAAAUCUGCAUAAUCUGGCAACACACCAGGUGGGG